GCUUCUUGAGCAAAACUCAUAGCAGAGCACAUCCGCCCUGUGCGUCUUGUAGAAGAGUUCAGAGGGCUUUACUGAAGGACACGGCUAAGUCUCUUGGAUCUUGUUGGUUGAAAAUUUUGUUCUGCGUGGGAGGAAACAGUGUUUCUAAACGUCGAUCUCAAAAUGGACGCCCUGCUCAUCACUGAGGACAAAGACUGAACACAAGCCCUUCCUAAACUCCUCAUCAUGACCAUCUAAAUGAGAAGACUAUGGAGAAUAUAGUAGACUUAGACUAUCAGGAAUCUGAGCCUUACCUGGAGGCCCAGCAGUACAUCGAGAGAAUGAAGCAGGAGGACGAGGGCGUCUCUAUGAAGAGCGUGGGUCUGGAUGUGUCCGAUCACGGGCUCGUGGGUCUGGAUGUGUCCGAUCACGGGCUCGUGGGUCUGGAUGAGUCCGAUCACGGGCUCGUGGGUCUGGAUGUGUCCGAUCACAGGCUCGUGGGUCUGGAUGUGUCCGAUCACAGGCUCGUGGGUCUGGAUGUGUCCGAUCACAGGCUCGUUGGUCAAGAUGUGUCCGAUCACAGGAUCGUGGGUCUGGAUGUGUCCGAUCUCUCUCCGACCGUGUUCCCGGUCUCUCCUCUCUCUCAUGCCACUGUGCAGUGGGACGCUCCUGAAACUCCCGAGACUCCCGCAGAACCCCCGUCUCCUGGAUCCCACCCUGAACUGGACUACGCUGACGGACCGGCGUUUGACUGGACCUUGAAUCUGCCGUCCGCAGACCUCAAUUAUAUCCCGAAUCAGGACGGCGUGUUUGAUUGGCCGGCUGAAGCCGAAUCAGAAGAGGACGUCAGACUUGCUUCUUCCCAGGCAUGUGAUGCACAGAAAUCAGAUUCACAAACACAGAUGGAAGCUUCACAUGAGGAGUCCUCCACAUCUUCUGCACAUAUCACAGAUUCCAGACCAGAUGUGACUGAAGAGCAUUUUGAUCUUUCUGAUGGUGCUCAGAUCCUUAUGGACACAAAAGACUCAGAGAUUGGACCAGUUCAAGAGAGCUCACAGUCGCAAGAACAGGAGGAACCCGGCAUGUUAGUCCUUCCCAGAAUCCUGUUCACCCAUGAGGAAAGCACAGAUUCAGGCAGUGAAGAGCAAACCGGAGAGUGGACUGAGACCGAAGCCAACAGAGAAUCAGCAGAUGCAAGAACCGGUACUCAGGAUCCGAUUGAAGAACCUGAGGUUGUGGAGAAGGAAGAGUCCAGUCCUCCAGCGGUCCGGUCGGAUCAGUCACAGAAAACCAUCACUGAUCCACCCGGGCCGCUGUCGGACCUCACCAACGGCUCGGUGGACCUCGAGGAAUCAACACUGACACAAGAGCCAGACAAGAUGAGCACAUCCGUUACAGCGACAGAGAUGAGCCAGAGUAAUGACAUUCAUGGCUUAGACCGAGCGAAAUAUAGAGAACAGCUGGUAAACUCAGAGCAAAAGGUUGAGCCUGAAAACGGGCUUCCAGCAGAAGCACAAGAGUCUGAGCCGAGAGAGCCAGCGGAGCGGGUCCGGUGUUCAGGUGAGCAGAAACCCUGCCAGCAGACGCCAGGAUCAGAGUCCAGUGACCGGACACAGGCGGCGGAAGAGGAUAUGACAUCAGAGCAGCGCAUGACAUCAGAGGAGGAUAUGACAUCAGAGCCGCGUAUGACAUCAGAGGAGGAUCCGGAUACUAACCCUGUGGGUCGCUGCAUGAACGGCAGUGCCGAGGCGGGGAGCCGGGCCGAGGCUCAACGCUUGGCUGAGCGGCUCUACAGACUGGACGGGUUUCAGCGCACAGAUGUGGUCAGGCAUCUGGACAAAGACAACGAGUUCAGUCGUGCUGUUGGGGAAGAGUACCUCAAGUUCUUCGACUUUACCAACCAGACUCUGGAGCAAGGCCUGCGGUCGUUUCUGAAGGUGGUUGUUCUGACGGGUGAGACUCAGGAGCGCGAGAGAGUCCUGCAGCGCUUCUCCUCUCGUUUCCAGCACUGUAAUCCUGAGGGAUUCUCCUCGGGGGGAUCCGUGCUCACGCUCACCUGUGCCGUAAUGCUGCUCAACUCAGACCUGCACGGACAGAAUGUCGGGAAGUCCAUGUCCAUGGCUGAAUUUGUGUCAAAUCUGGACGGCAUGAAUGGAGGCGAGAAUUUCAGCAAGGACUGUCUGAAGAGUCUCUACAGCUCCAUCAAGAGCGAUCCGCUUCAGUGGGCCGUAGAGGACGAAGUUCUGGCUAAAUCCCUGAUGCUCGAGCAGGACCUGGAGCAGGACGGGCACCUGCGAUCGAAGAGUAACCCCUUCCAGGAUCUCCCUCACGAUAGGAAGGCCACGGUGUUCCAGAAAGGCUUUUUAAAGCGUAAAGCACAUGCAGACAUCGAUGGCAAACGCACUCCGUGGGGGAAGCGCAGCUGGAAGACGUUCUACGCCAUGCUGAAGGGAAUGGUGCUGUACCUGCAGAAGGAUGAUUACGGGAAGGACUGCCAGAGCUCGGAGGAGGUGGUCAGUGUUCAUCACGCUCUGGCCGAGCGAGCCCUGAACUACACCAAACGCCCGCACGUGUUUCGCCUGCAGACGGCCGACUGGAGAGUCUUCCUCUUCGAGGCUGCGUCCACAGAGCAGAUGAACUCGUGGAUCGGCCGGAUAAACCUGGUGUCGGCGCUUCACUCCUCUCCACCGUUCCCUGCAGCGGUCGGGUCCCAGAAGAGGUUCUGCCGGCCCAUCUUACCCGCGACACAGUCCAACCUCACGCUGGAGAAGCAGCUUCAGUCGCACGGGUCCAUGUUGCAGAGCUUCCAGCGGGAUCUGUGUGUUCUCCAGGAGGAGUUCGGGAUCGAGAGCCGGAAGAGCAGAGCCAGAGAACAGGAGGAGCUCCGGCAGAGAGAGGAGUACCUGCAGUACGAGAUGUCUCGUUACGAGGUGUACAUGAAGGUGCUGGAGGCCUGGCAGACGCUGUCGGACUCACCGGUGGGAGACCGGCUGAUGGAGCUGGAUGAGGGAUUGUGGACAGGAGUGAUGGACGAGGAGAACGAGGAAGACCCCGGGAUGAAGAGAUCGCACUCCAGCCCGUCUCUGGAGUUAGAGACGCCUCCUCCGCCCGUCGUGAAGGUCCGACGCAACAUCUCAGAGAGACGCACAUAUCGAAAGAUCGUCAUUCCUCGGAGGAACAAGGAGAUUUGAAAACUUUUGGAAACUGUUACCCACAAACUGUCAAGACAUUAUUGAUGCACUUGAAACCUUUAAAGUUUGACAUCAUUUAAUAUAUUUUUAAUGUUUGUCUCUUCCAAGGUAAAAAAUAGCAACAACUGUAGUCUUUUUAAAUAUACAGUAUUUUUGCACAAAGCUCUUAUUAUUUGACCCUCUUCAUACUGUCCACAAGAGGGAGAUGUUGCUCAAGAUGUUUAAAUGAAGGACAAUAACUAUCACAGUUCAGUAAGAGUUUAACUAACGUGUGGUCAGCAGAACCACAGUAAUCAGUGAAGCAGAGAUGCAGUGUGUUCAGUGCUGUCACUCAGGAACACUUGUUCCAGACACAUUUUUCUCUGUUUAAAUCAUGGUGAUAAAGAGAUCUCUGAUCGUGCCACUGCUGAA
Rhinichthys klamathensis goyatoka is the source of this 3581-nucleotide messenger RNA. RefSeq names its product PH and SEC7 domain-containing protein 1. The record is from RefSeq and is a predicted model, not a curated record. The transcript is spliced from 14 exons. NCBI's taxonomy places the organism in Eukaryota, Metazoa, Chordata, Actinopteri, Cypriniformes, Leuciscidae. Bases 249 to 3170 code for a protein of 973 amino acids. Gene Ontology annotation, molecular function: protein binding; guanyl-nucleotide exchange factor activity; phospholipid binding. Gene Ontology annotation, biological process: regulation of ARF protein signal transduction.